AUGACAAGUAUUUAUACAUCAGACAUCAAACAUCAUAGAAAGGCGCCUCCACCACCUUCCACGUCUAAUACGUUCAGAAGCAACAGUAGCAGUUCUGCUAGCAGUUCCAGUAAUGAUAAACAGUCGAUUAAGUUGAAUAUAAACUCGAAUAAAAGGCAAUCUGGGUGGGUGCAUAUUAAGGACGAUGGGAUUUUCACAUCUUUCCGGUGGAAUAAGCGGUUCAUGAUUAUAAACGAUAAGACAUUAAAUUUCUACAAGAAUGAGCCGACCAAUUUACAUUCGUUCAACGUGCCAGACUCGAGUCUGGUCAAUUCAAAUAGUCCAGACUUGUCUUUUCCUUUAAAUUUGAUCAGCAGUAUAAACUUGAAACCAAAUUCAGGAUACACCAAGACGUCACAAACGUUUGAAAUCGUGCCUAAGAAUAAUGGGAAAUCGAUGUUGAUUUCUAUUAAAUCUAACAAUGACUAUUUGGACUGGCUAGACGCGUUUACCACGAAGUGUCCGUUGAUCAAUAUUGGAAAUGAGAAUUCUACCAACUCGGCAUUAAUUAAUGGUAAUACGGGGGUAUCGAACCCAAUAAACUUCACGCAUAAAGUUCAUGUUGGUUUUGAUCCAGCAAGUGGUAAUUUCACUGGUUUGCCAGACACUUGGAAAAACUUAUUGCAGCAUUCUAAGAUCACAAAUGAGGACUGGAAGAAGAAUCCAGUGGCGGUCAUUGAAGUACUUGAAUUUUAUUCGGAUAUCAACGGUGGCUCUCCUGGUCUGACUCCAAUUAGCCUGCCUUCGAUAAACAACAAUAAUAAUAACAAUACUAAUGGCUCGAGCUUACAAGAAUGGACGAAGCAUCCUUCCAAACAAUUACAAGCAUCUCAACAAGAACAACCACAACAAUUUAAACCUAGUAGAACUGCGCCUAAGCCACCAGUUCCUUAUCAUUUGACUCAGCAAAAGUCACAAAGUAAUGUAUCACCAUUAAACAACUUAUUGCAGAAUUCUGAAAAGCCAGAUGCAAAGAACGAUUCGCAAAAUGACUUGAUACCAGUCAGAAGGGCGCCACCCCCUCCAACUUCAAAUAAACUUAACCUUAACCUUGAUAAAAACAAUAGUGCUCCUAACUUACCUGCCGGUCUAGGUAUAUCAGGUUCUUCAAAUUCAAUUCCAAAGCAAUCACCCCCUUAUUUGCCUAAGCAAAAGGAUUUAAAAAUCCAGACCCCAUCUACUGGCCUUAAUAAAUACCCUUCUCCUCCUUCGAGUGCUCCAGCAGCAGGUCCAAGUUAUAUCAAACCAUUUGGAUUGACUUCUAAGCAAUCACAAUACCUGCAACAACAACAACAACCGUCUCAGCAAGAACAACAAACACCAAAAAGUUCUGGAGCAAAAUAUAUUACCUCUCCGCAGAAGAAUGAUGAGACUCCAAUUAAACCUCUCCAACCUCGUCCUCAAAAGCCUCAACAGCAACAACAUCAGCAAUCGAAUCAACCACAGCUGCAAGUCAAAAAGGUCACCUCUCCACAAAUGGGACAAGGUACAAUCAAGAGUGCAAAGCAGAUUAAGAAAGAGCGUGAAAAGUUAAAUGAGAUGCAGAUUAUUGCUAAAUUGAAGUCUGUGGUUAAUAAUAAUGAUCCAACCCCAUUAUUCAAGAUUAUUGAAAAAGCAGGACAAGGUGCUUCUGGUGCAGUCUAUUUGGCAGAAACUAAGAGUACUGGUAAAAAAGUUGCUAUUAAGCAAAUGGAUAUGAAUGUUCAACCAAGAAAAGAAUUGAUUAUUAACGAAAUUUUGGUCAUGAAAGACUCUCAGCACAAAAAUAUCGUGAACUUCCUAGACUCGUACUUAAGAGGAUCUUCUGAUUUGUGGGUUAUUAUGGAAUAUAUGGAAGGGGGCUCCUUGACAGAGAUUAUUGAAAAUAAUGAGUUCAAAUUAUCAGAAAAGCAAAUUGCCACGAUAUGUUUCGAAACAUUAAAAGGGUUACAGCAUUUGCAUAAAAAGAAUAUCAUACAUAGAGAUAUCAAGUCAGAUAAUGUUUUGUUGGAUGCUAGGGGUAAUGUUAAAAUAACUGAUUUCGGGUUCUGUGCCAAGUUAACUGAUCAAAGAAAUAAAAGAGCUACAAUGGUUGGUACUCCAUAUUGGAUGGCCCCUGAAGUUGUGAAACAAAAAGAAUAUGAUGCCAAGGUAGAUGUUUGGUCUUUAGGUAUCAUGACUAUUGAAAUGAUUGAAGGUGAACCUCCAUACUUGAACGAAGAACCAUUAAAAGCUUUGUAUUUAAUUGCCACAAAUGGUACGCCGAAAUUAAAGAAACCUGAAUUGUUAUCCAAUUCUAUCAAGAAAUUUUUAUCCAUCUGCUUGUGCGUAGAUGUUAGGUAUAGGGCACUGACAGAUGAGUUAAUUGAGCAUUCAUUUAUUCAACAUAAAUCAACCGAUGUUGCAGUAUUAGCACCUUUAUUAGAAUGGAAGAAAAACCCUCGCCCAGAUUAUAGCGAUGAUGAAGACUGA
Debaryomyces fabryi is the source of this 2490-nucleotide messenger RNA. RefSeq names its product serine/threonine protein kinase (gene CLA4). The transcript has a single exon. NCBI's taxonomy places the organism in Eukaryota, Fungi, Ascomycota, Pichiomycetes, Serinales, Debaryomycetaceae. Gene Ontology annotation, molecular function: protein serine/threonine kinase activity; ATP binding. Bases 1 to 2490 code for a protein of 829 amino acids. Gene Ontology annotation, cellular component: cytoplasm. Gene Ontology annotation, biological process: regulation of MAPK cascade; intracellular signal transduction; protein phosphorylation. The record is from RefSeq and is a predicted model, not a curated record.